This is a messenger RNA of Closterium sp. NIES-65, 3903 nucleotides long. NCBI's taxonomy places the organism in Eukaryota, Viridiplantae, Streptophyta, Zygnematophyceae, Desmidiales, Closteriaceae. The record is from the annotation of a GenBank genome assembly.
AUGGACGCGCUCAAGACGGCGGCGCCGUCGCAGCUGCUGGCGGAGCGCGGCGCGACGCUCGUCGUCAUCCACCCGGGCUCGCUCACCCUCCGCAUCGGCCUCGCGUCGUCCGCCGCCCCGCUCGCCAUUCCGCACGUCAUAGCGCGGCUCGCGUCGCCAAAGGGGGGGCUAGCGCGGGGAGUGGCGGAGGACGGGAAUAACGCAGAGCGGGGAGACGAGGCCGCGGCCCGCGCGGACGAGCAAAUCGGGGUGAGAUGCGCGGGCGGGCGAAAAGGGGGGGCGAUUGGAUGGGGGAGACGAAUGGAUGAGUGUGCGCAGGAAGCAGCGGUAGGCGGGGAGGUGGAGGGCGGAGGAGAGGGGUGGGCGCGGAAGGCGGCGGAGCGGAUGAGCGGUGAGAGCGGCGCCAAGGAGCUGUCCGCCGCCAUGAAGGAGCGGCGCGACGCGCUGAGAGCCACGCUGGCUGAAAUAGGAUUUCCGCCUCUGGCGGACGGGAGGGGACGGCGGGGGGAGGAAGGGCAUGGGGAGGAGAGCGAGGAGGAGGGAAGGAGGUGGGUGGGGGGAGGGGGCGUGGAGGUGGACGACUCGAGCUUCGCGUGGACGCAGGUGGCGGAGAGGGGCGGGGGGGAGGGGGGAAAAGGCGAUGAGGAGGAGGAGAAGGGCGGGUGUGAGAUGUCUGCGAAGCAGUUGAGUGGCAGUGAGGCGGAUGAGGGCAGGGGGCAAGGCGAGGGGCAGGCAGCGGGAAAAGAAGGCGUGGGUGUGGAGCGGGCGGUGGGCAGGGCGGAGGAGAGCGAGGCAGGGGCGAGUGAGGUGUGCGCGCAGGCGAGGGGCGAGGUGACGAGCAGCGCGCAGGCACGUGGCGCAGAUGCGGGCGCGCAGGGGAGGGCGAGAAUGGCAUGCGGUGGCACGUGCGGGCAAGUGCAGACAGGGGAGGAGCAUGAAGGGAAGGAGAAAAGAGGUGAGGAAGAAGAAGAUGAGAGGGCAGAAGAUGAGGUGAAAGAAGUGGAAUGUGAGGGAGGGGAUGGCAAUGUUACGAGAAGGGGGGACGAUGGGAUGGGUGGAGGCAACAGCGGGGAGGCAGGUAUGGAUGGGGAAGAGGGUGGGCAGGAGGGUGGGAAGGAGGUUGAGAAUGAGGGUGGGAAGGAGGAAGGGAAGGAGGGUGGGAAGGAAGAUGGGAAGGAGGGGGAGGAGGGUGGGAAGGAGGGGGAGGAGCAAGGGAGGAGCAGUGGGGUGGAGAGAGAGGAGUCAAAGGAGGGUGUGAUGGACGCACGUGCAGGCAGGGGCGCAGGUGCGACUGGCAUGGGUGAAGAGAAGGGAGCGCGCGAGGACCAUGCAGCGGAUGGUGCGUGUGCGACACGAGGGGAGGCUACGGGUAGAGGAGAGGGCACGGGGGAUGGGGGAGGAAAGGGCGGAGAGGGGAGGGCAGUGAGGAGAGAGGAGGCGGUUGCGGGCGAAGGGGAGGGCGAGGGCAUGGUGGGUGGGGAGCGAGUGGUGGGGACGAGUGGUGGCGUGCAUGGGAAGAGCAGCAGUGCGGCACAGAAAGGGUUGGAAAGGGGGAAGGGGAUGGAGAAAGAGGCAGAGGAUGAUUUGGCUGUGGUGGCAGGGAGCGGGGGAGCAAGAGAGGGCGAAGAGGCAGAGCGGGGCACGGAGGAGGGAGUGGGUAGGCAGGCGGUGGGGCAGGGCGAGGCAGUGAAGGGUGCAGUGGAUGGAGGGGCGGUGAACGCAGGGGCUCAAGUGGGGGUGAAGCAGGAGGGGAGGGAGGGGGUGAAGGAGGGGAACGACGAGGCGCUCUCAUCCCCCCCGCUCCCACCGCCUCCCCCCCCUGCAGCGCACAGCAGGCAGCGUGGGCGACCACGGUACCGCCCCGUGGUGGUGGGCGAGGCGGCGCUGGCCAUCCCUGGGGGCGCGCCGUACUGCGUGCGGCGGCCCAUGGCGCGCGGGCACCUGAACGCCAGCCACAGCUACCCGCUGCUGCACGUGCUGGACGACCUCAGCGCCAUCUGGGACGCCGCCCUCGCCCGCCUCUGCCCUCUCCCCCAUCCGCAUGCUGCCACUGCUGCUGCCCCUCAGGAUCGCGCGGGCAGGGACGGGCAGCAGUGGGAGUGGGAUGGCGAGGAGGGGGUGGAGCGGCGGCGGCAGCGGCAGCAGUGGCAGCAGCAGGUGUCGGCGGUGGUGGUGGUGCCGGAGAGCAUGGAGGGGCGCGAGGUGAAGGAGCUGGUGGGCGUGGCGCUGAGGCACCUGCGCCUGGCGUCCGUGGUGGUGCACCAGCAGGCCGUCGCCGCCGCCUUUGGCAGCGCCGCGCCGUCCGCGUGUGUGGUGGACGUGGGUGCGCACACGGUGAGCGUGGCGUGUGUGGAGGAGGGCAGCGUGCGCGCGGCGUCACGCGUGGUGGUGCCGGUGGGGUCGGAGGACGCGGGGCUCUGCCUGCUGUGGGCCGCCAAUGAGAUGCUGGGCGGCCGCCGCCCCUGCACUCGCACGUCCAUGGUUGGGUGGGGCGGGGGAGGCAGGAGUGGAGGCGAGAAACGCAAAGGGCGGGAUCUGGAGAGUGUGGAAUCGAAGGAGAGCGAUGAGGGGGGGCGGCAGGAGGAGGUGGGGGAGAGGGAGAGUGGCGAGGGCAUCAGGCGGUCGUUGCGCGUGGCGAAGAGAGUGCGGGGCGAGGGGAGUGGAGGGGGGGAGGGAGGGGGCAGCAGGGAGAAGGGUGCGCAGGAAAGCAGAGGCGCAGGUGGUGCUAGUGCUGUGGGCGAGGGCGCAGAGGGAGGUGAGUUGUGGGAGGAGGGGGAGUGGUUGUGGCCGUACCCAGGUUUUGACCCAUGGGCGGAUGCACAGGAGUGGGUGCAGCUGCAGGCGGUGAAGGAGGCGCACUGCUCGCUGCAGGUGGAGGAGCAGGGCGGCGAGGAUGCAUUCGAGAAUGACGUGGACGCAAGUGCCUUGAGGUGUUGUCGGGUGCACUUCACUCAGCGCUCACCUACCUCGCCACCGGCCGUGCGCCAUGCGGUGCCGCUGCCGCGAGCAGCCAUGCGGGCAGCAGCAGAGAUGCUCUUCCGCCCCGCCCUCAUGCUCUCACCGCUCUCCCACAUGCACUCACCCGUCACCCCGUGGCCGUGGCCGCCCCCCCACGUGCGUGUGGACCACCAGGACGCCCUGGACGACCCCUCGCUGCCCGACGCCGCGCUGCGCCGCCUUGACACCCUCGCCCUGCCCGACCCCGACCGUGCGCCACCCACCGCCUCUGCUGCUCCCACAGGGGGGCGCCGCGUGCCGCUGCUGCUGGGGCUGGACGCAGCCAUUGCGGCGAGCGUGGCGGCGGUGCCGGACAGGGAGGGGCGGGAGAAGCUGCUCACCAACAUCGUGCUUACCGGGGGUGGCGCCGCUCUGCCCGGGCUGAAGAGGCGCAUCGAGCAGGCCGUGCCGCGCGCUCUCACCGCCCGCUUACAGGCCAUCGCCCACCAGGCUCAAGCUGCUGCUGCUGCCGCCGCUGCCACUGCUGCCACUGCGGCUGCUGCUGUGACUCCAGGUUCUGGACACAAUCCUGCCGCAGCUGCUGCAGCCGCGGCAGCAGCGGCAGCGGCAGCCACUGCAGCACAGGCUCAGGCUGCUGCUGCCGCUGCUGCGGGUGGUGGCGUGGGGGGGCAGGGGCGGGUGGAAGUGGAGGUGCUGGCGAGCAGGCAUCCUGCGGGCGCGACGGCGUGGCGGGGGGGUGCGGUGCUGGGCGUGCUGGACUGGAGCCGAGAGUCGUGGAUGACACGGGAGGAGUGGGUGGAGGGGUGCCGCGUGGGCGGUGGCAGAAGGUACCGCGAGUCCAUGUGCUUCCAGACACCUCUCGUGUGGUACUCUAACGUGGAAAUGGAUGCCAAUGCAACACCAUACCACAACGGAUUCACCAUGUCGCGCAACCCGCAGGCCUGA